AUUAAAACCUCCCUUUAUCAGGCCAGAGAAAAGCCCAGCAGGGAGAGAGAGGUUAGAACAGGGGGCAACUGCCAAGACCAAUCCUGGUUCCUGCUGUGCCCCCAUGGCUCCCAGAACAGUCCUCAUCACUGGCUGUUCCUCAGGCAUCGGGUUGGCACUGGCUGUGAGAUUGGCCACUGAUUCCCAGGGCCGCUUCAAAGUACUGGCCACCAUGAGGGACCUAAAUUGCCGUGGACCCCUAGAGGAAGCAGCUGGAUCGGCUCUGGGUCAAACCCUAGAGAUUGGGCAACUGGACGUCUGUGACGAGAGCUCCAUCACCCGCUACCUGAAUAAGCUUCCAGGACAAUAUGUGGACAUCCUUGUAAGCAAUGCAGGCAUAGGGCUCAUUGGACCACUAGAAUCACUGUCUCUGGAUGACAUGCACCGAGUCAUGGACACCAAUUUCUUUGGGUUGGUGCAACUGGUCCGGGCACUGAUGCCUGCCAUGAAGCGCCAACGCCGGGGGCACAUUGUGGUCAUCAGCAGCAUCAUGGGUUUGCAGGGCAUCAUGUUCAAUGACAUCUAUGCAGCCUCCAAAUUUGCAGUGGAGGGUUUCUGUGAGAGUCUCCUGGUACAGGCUCUUCGGUUCAACAUUUCGAUUACACUGGUAGAGCCAGGCCCUGUGACCUCAGAGUUCGAGGGAAAGCUGUACUCCGGGGUAGAGCAGGUGGACUGUGUUGGCACUGACUCUGAGACUGCAGACAUCUUCACCAGCAUCUACUUGCCCAACUCCCGGGCUCUCUUUGCCAGCCUGAGCCAGAGCCCCGAGGAUGUAGCCGAGCACACCCUGAAGGUCAUCUGUGCCCGCCGCCCCCCCUUCCGCCACCAAACCAACCCGGCCUACACACCCAUGCUGGCCUUGAAGAGCGCCGACCCGUCGGGGCAACUGGCCGGCUCAGCCUUCUACAGCCUGGUGUUCCGCCACGGGUCGUUGCUCCGGGCCAGCCUUCAGGCCGUGCGCCUCUGCCGCUGGAAGGCGCGCAAGGUCCGCCAGGCUCUACGCUUGCUCGGCCUCCGCUGAACCGGGUCCCCUCCGUGCCUCCCCGGGCUGGGGGCAAGCUCGAAGAGGCUUCGCUCGCUUCCCCUCAGUCGUUGCCCAGCGCGGGAAUCCCCUUCUACCCACCCCACCCCACCUCCCUUCCCCCAGUGGAGCGUCCUGAGACGUGGGCUUGGGGAGCGGGUCGGGGGCGCCGGCUCUGCGGAGUAUAGAGGAGUACAGGACUCGGAGCUGUGCGGGCUCCUCUCUUCCUCCUAUUCAGCAGCCGAGAUGCCAGUAACCCACACUUGGUACGGUCUAGUACAAACCCUCGCCCCCUUCUCGUUUUUCAAAGGGGAAAACCGAGGCUUGGAGGUAUGGGAAGGCAUGUCCCUGCUCUAACGGAGUCACGCUGGAACUCCAAGCGCUCGACGUCCCGAUCCUACUGGGAUGGAAGGAAGAGCCCGCUGAGGCGGGCAGCGGGGGUUGCGAGCCUUGGGUGGCGGGGGGAGGGGGAGAGAGCCAGCUAAGGGAUGCCCGACCCGGGACUGAUGGAGAGCGAUAUCCUUGGAAGAAUCGGAACAAAUAAAGCGCCCAGCAGCCCCUGCCUGGCUUGGGAUACGUGUUUGGGGCUUGGCACGUGUGUUUGGAGCUCGGAGCCGCGGGCCCGGCGUGAGUGUGCUGCACGCGGAACGGGACUGCGGGGGGGGGGGGGGG
Messenger RNA from Sarcophilus harrisii (Tasmanian devil), 1732 nucleotides. Its product is annotated as retinol dehydrogenase 8-like. Lineage: Eukaryota; Metazoa; Chordata; Mammalia; Dasyuromorphia; Dasyuridae. Gene Ontology annotation, cellular component: cytoplasm. The coding region runs from base 104 to 1060 and encodes 318 amino acids. The transcript has 6 exons. Gene Ontology annotation, molecular function: estradiol 17-beta-dehydrogenase [NAD(P)+] activity. The record is from RefSeq and is a predicted model, not a curated record. Gene Ontology annotation, biological process: estrogen biosynthetic process.